Molecule: messenger RNA, 483 nt
Organism: Pelecanus crispus (Dalmatian pelican)
Lineage: Eukaryota; Metazoa; Chordata; Aves; Pelecaniformes; Pelecanidae
Gene: CPLX4
Product: complexin 4
Biological process (GO): neurotransmitter transport; synaptic vesicle exocytosis; regulation of neurotransmitter secretion
Cellular component (GO): SNARE complex; terminal bouton
Molecular function (GO): syntaxin binding
Source: RefSeq, a predicted model, not a curated record
AUGGCCUUUCUAAUGAAAAGUAUGUUGAGCAACCAGGUAAAGAAUUUGGGACUUGGAGGUGGAGGGGAAGAAAGCAAAGAAGAAAGCACUCCUUCUGAUCCAGCAGCAGCUGCAGGAAUGACCAGAGAGGAGUAUGAGGAAUAUCAAAAGCAAGUCGUUGAAGAGAAGAUGGAAAGAGAUGCAGCGUUUGCACAGAAAAAAGCAGAGCGAGCUUGUCUGAGGGUUCACCUGAGAGAAAAGUACAGACUCCCCAAGAGUGAAUUGGAUGAGAAUCAAAUACAGAUGGCUGGAGAUGAUGUGGGUUUGCCAGAGGACCUUCAGAAGAUGGUGGCAGAAGAUCAGGUGGAGGAAGAGGAAAAGGACUCUAUCCUGGGACAGCUGCAGAACAUCCAGAAUAUGGACAUGGAUGCGAUCAAAGAAAAGGCACAAGCCACCUUCACCGAAAUGAAGCAGGCUGCUGAGCAGAAAUGUUCUGUGAUGUAA